Kwoniella botswanensis is the source of this 795-nucleotide messenger RNA. RefSeq lists its product as uncharacterized. Bases 1 to 795 code for a protein of 264 amino acids. The transcript has a single exon. The record is from RefSeq and is a predicted model, not a curated record. Lineage: Eukaryota; Fungi; Basidiomycota; Tremellomycetes; Tremellales; Cryptococcaceae.
AUGCACUUCACAACCAUCUCUCUUCUUACCCUUCUCCCACUCUCUACCAUCUUUGCACUUCCCACACCUUCCCACCCUCGAGAGGUAGGCAAUGAUGUGAAGAUCGACGCUAUCGGUCGAGCAAUCGGUGCUAUCGGUAUCACGCAAGACCCCUCACCUACCUCAAAUACCCCCAGUUCUUCUCAAGUAGGUAUUAAUGCGAUCGGUCGAGCUAUCGCUGCCAUCCCCGUCGGAUCCUCAUCCAGUAUCACAGGUGGAGUAGGUAUCAAUGCCAUUGGACGAGCAAUCGGUAUCGUACCUAGCUCUGAUCCUUCCCCUAACCCCGAAGUCGGACCCAACGCGAUUGGCAGAGCCAUCGCUGCUGUCCCAAAACCAAGUCCAACAGUGACCAUCGAAGCUAUUGGUCGAGCUAUCGCCAUCUCACCUUCCAACCUUCCCGUCAGCCCCAACGCAAUUGGUAGAGCUGUCGCUGCUGUCACAUCCGAAGAUGAAGGAGGAUCGACCGAAGUACCAACACCCACAGUUGGAAUCAACGCUAUUGGACGAGCUAUCGGUGCUAUCGGAUUAGAACCCUCCAGCGUAGGGGUAGAAGCUAUUGGAAGAAGAGGUAUUGCAGCUAUUGGUGCUCAACCUUCAGGGGUUACGGUGGAUGCAAUUGGUAGAAGGGCUGUAGCUACUGUUGGUAAGCAACCUACUGGUGUAACGGUAGAUGCGUUUGGAAGAAGAGCUAUAGCUGCUGUAGGAGGAGCAGGUCAAGAUGAUGGGCAUGUGGGUGUGAAUGCUAUUGGUAAAUGA